Nothoprocta perdicaria is the source of this 6865-nucleotide messenger RNA. RefSeq names its product neuronal cell adhesion molecule (gene NRCAM). Lineage: Eukaryota; Metazoa; Chordata; Aves; Tinamiformes; Tinamidae. The transcript has 34 exons. The record is from RefSeq and is a predicted model, not a curated record. Gene Ontology annotation, molecular function: cell-cell adhesion mediator activity. Bases 148 to 4176 code for a protein of 1342 amino acids. Gene Ontology annotation, biological process: cell-cell adhesion; brain development.
UCAUCUCCUCGAAGUCAGAGAGGUCAGGCAAUAACAUAAAGACCUGAGAUCCAGGGAAUGAGAAGGAAAGCAAAGGCAUAGACCAUCUCACUCUGAAGUUAUUUGUACAAAAGUUUCUUUACACAACUAUUUCAAGCCACUAGUCUGAUGAAGUUGGACCUCCUUCUUCCAGUGAGUUACUUGAUACAGCCUAAAAUCAUGAUGAGAAAGAAGAGCACAUCUGCAAGCAAAGCUUCCUUGGUUCUCUUUCUGUGCCAAAUGAUUUCUGCACUGGAUGUACCUCUAGACUCAAAACUUCUAGAAGAACUAUCUCAGCCUCCAACAAUAACUCAGCAGUCUCCAAAAGAUUACAUUGUUGACCCUCGAGAGAAUAUUGUAAUACAGUGUGAAGCCAAAGGAAAGCCACCGCCAAGCUUCUCAUGGACGCGCAAUGGGACUCAUUUUGAUAUAGACAAAGACGCUCUGGUAACAAUGAAGCCAAAUUCAGGAACCCUUGUCGUAAACAUAAUGAAUGGUGGGAAGGCAGAAGCGUAUGAAGGGGUGUAUCAAUGUACAGCGAGGAACGAACGGGGAGCGGCCAUUUCCAACAACAUUGUCAUAAGGCCAUCCCGAUCCCCUUUGUGGACUAAAGAAAGACUAGAACCCAAUCAAGUUCGAGAAGGUGAUUCUCUAGUGCUACACUGCAGACCUCCCGUUGGUUUACCACCCCCGAUAAUAUUUUGGAUGGAUAACGCUUUCCAAAGGUUGCCUCAAAGUGAGAGAGUUUCCCAAGGUCUAAAUGGAGACCUCUAUUUUUCUAAUGUACAACCAGAAGACACUCGUGAGGACUAUAUCUGCUAUGCAAGAUUUAAUCAUACACAAACCAUACAGCAGAAGCAACCAAUUUCUGUAAAGGUUCUGUCAAUGGAUUCAUUGAAUGACACUAUAGCUGCUAAUUUGAGUGACACUGAUAUUUAUGGUGCCAAACCAGUUAAAGAGAGACAGCCAAUUCUUCUAACACCAACAGGCAGCACAAGUAACAAAGUGGAACUGAGAGGAAAUGUGCUUUCGUUGGAGUGCAUUGCAGCAGGACUACCCACACCAGUAAUCCGCUGGAUUAAAGAGGGUGGGGAACUGCCGGCCAACAGAACAUUUUUUGAAAACUUUAAGAAAACUCUCAAGAUCAUAGAUGUUUCUGAGGCUGAUUCUGGAAACUACAAAUGCAUCGCAAGAAAUACACUAGGUUCUACUCAUCAUGUCAUUUCCGUAACUGUGAAAGCUGCCCCAUACUGGAUAACAGCACCCAGAAACCUGGUCUUGUCUCCUGGAGAGGAUGGGAUGUUGAUUUGCAGAGCUAAUGGCAACCCAAAGCCUCAUAUAAGUUGGUUAUCGAAUGGCGUUCCCAUAGCAAUUGCCCCAGAAGAUCCUAGCAGGAAGGUAGACGGAGACACGAUUAUUUUCUCAGACGUGCAAGAAAGGUCAAGUGCUGUCUAUCAGUGCAAUGCUUCUAAUGAGUAUGGGUAUCUUCUGGCAAAUGCAUUUGUGAAUGUUUUGGCCGAGCCGCCAAGAAUUCUAACUCCUGCUAAUAAACUGUACCAAGUCAUUGCAAAUAAUCCGGCGUUGCUGGACUGUGCUUAUUUUGGUUCUCCUAAGCCUGAAAUUGAAUGGUUUAAGGGAGUGAAAGGUAGCAUCUUGCGCGGAAGUGAAUAUGUUUUCCAUGAAAAUGGAACCUUGGAAAUUCCCGUGGCUCAGAAGGAUAGCAUUGGUACAUACACGUGUGUAGCAAGGAAUGAAUUAGGAAAGAUACAAAAUGAGGUGCAGUUGCAAGUGAAAGAUCCAACGAUAAUAAUUAAACAGCCAGAAUACAAAGUGAUUCAAAGAGCUGGCCAAGUUUCAUUUGAGUGUACAAUAAAACAUGAUCCUACUUUAAUACCAACAAUAAUAUGGUUGAAAGACAAUGGAGAGCUGCCAGAUGAUGAAAGGUUUCUAGUUGGUAAAGACAACUUGACCAUUAUGAAUGUAACUGAUAAAGAUGAUGGAACAUAUACUUGCAUAAUUAAUACCACUCUGGACAGUGUUUCAGCAAGUGCUGUGCUAACUGUUGUUGCUGCUCCCCCAACUCCAGCUAUCAUUUACGCUCGGCCAAAUCCACCCUUUGAUUUGGAAUUAACAGGUCAGCUUGAAAGAAGCAUAGAGCUCUCAUGGAUACCAGGAGAUGAAAACAACAGUCCAAUUACAAAUUUUGUUAUUGAGUAUGAAGAUGGCCUGCAUGAACCAGGGGUAUGGCAUUACCAGACAGAGGUGCCUGGGUCUCAGACAAUGGUACAGUUGAAGCUGUCUCCAUACGUCAACUAUUCAUUCCGUGUGAUAGCUGUCAAUGAGAUUGGUAGGAGCCAGCCAAGUGAACCAUCUGAGCAAUACCUGACAAAAGCUGCAAACCCUGACGAAAAUCCUUCUAAUGUACAAGGGAUAGGCUCAGAACCUGAUAAUUUGGUGAUAACAUGGGAGUCUUUAAAAGGUUUUCAGUCUAAUGGACCAGGGCUUCAGUACAAAGUCAGCUGGCGUCAGAAAGAUUUUGAUGAUGAAUGGACUUCUGUUAUAGUGGCAAAUGUAUCUAAGUAUAUUGUGUCUGGUACACCAACUUUUGUUCCCUAUGAGAUAAAAGUACAGGCUUUAAAUGACUUGGGAUAUGCUCCAGAGCCUCAAGAGGUGAUUGGACAUUCGGGGGAAGACUUGCCAAUGGUUGCUCCAGGCAAUGUGCAGGUUCACGUCCUUAACAGCACAUUAGCAAAGGUACAUUGGGACCCAGUUCCACUAAAAACUGUCCGAGGACACCUUCAAGGGUACAAGGUUUACUACUGGAAAGUGCAGAGUCUAUCCAGAAGGAAUAGGAGACACGUAGAAAAAAAGAUCCUGACUUUCAGGGGAAACAAGACUUUUGGAAUGUUACCUGGACUGGAGCCCUAUAGUUCUUACAAGCUAAAUGUUAGAGUUGUUAAUGGUAAAGGAGAAGGACCAGCAAGCCCAGACAAAGAAUUUAGGACCCCUGAAGGAGUUCCCAGCUCACCUUCCUUUUUGAAGAUUACUGACCCAACAUUGGACUCUCUAACUCUGGAGUGGGGUUCACCUACUCAUCCAAAUGGUAUUUUGACAGCAUAUAUACUGAAGUUUCAGCCAAUUAACAACACACAUGAAUUAGGUCCCUUGGUAGAGAUAAGAAUUCCUGCCAACGAAAGCAGCUUGAUAUUAAAAAAUUUAAAUUACAGCACACGAUACAAGUUUUACUUUAAUGCACAAACAUCAGUUGGAUCAGGAAGUCCGAUAACUGAGGAAGCAGUAACAAUUAUGGAUGAAGCUGGUAUUCUCCGUCCUGCUGUAGGUGCAGGCAAAGGAUAUUCAGAAACCCUUUUUGCAACCUCCCCAGUCAUGCAUAUUGUCCGUCCAACAUUCUAUAAGGUGCAACCACUUUAUCCAAGGAUCAGGAAUGUUACAACAGCUGCUGCUGAGACCUAUGCCAAUAUCAGUUGGGAGUAUGAGGGACCAGAUCAUGCGAACUUUUAUAUUGAAUAUGGUGUAGCAGGCAGCAAAGAAGAUUGGAAAAAAGAAAUUGUAAAUGGUUCUCGGAGCUUCUUUGUGUUAAAGGGUUUAACACCAGGAACAGCGUAUAAAGUCCGGGUUGGUGCUGAGGGCCUGUCUGGUUUUAAGAGUUCAGAGGAUGUGUUUGAGACAGGUCCAGCAAUGGCAAGCCGGCAGGUAGACAUCGCUACUCAAGGAUGGUUCAUUGGUCUUAUGUGUGCUGUGGCUCUUCUUAUCUUGAUUUUACUGAUUGUUUGCUUCAUAAGGAGGAAUAAAGGUGGCAAAUAUCCAGUGAAGGAAAAAGAGGAUGCCCAUGCUGAUCCAGAAAUACAACCUAUGAAGGAAGAUGAUGGAACAUUUGGUGAAUACAGGUCUCUUGAAAGUGAUGCAGAGGACCAUAAACCUCUAAAAAAAGGAAGCCGGACACCUUCAGACAGAACUGUGAAAAAGGAAGACAGUGAUGAUAGUUUAGUUGACUAUGGCGAAGGUGUGAAUGGUCAGUUCAAUGAGGAUGGCUCCUUUAUUGGACAAUAUAGCGGUAAAAAAGAGAAAGAACCUGCAGAAGGAAAUGAAAGUUCUGAGGCUCCUUCUCCUGUAAAUGCCAUGAAUUCGUUUGUGUAAUCAAAGAACUUGAUCCCUUGUCGCAGUAUCUUCAGUUGUAUUUAAAGCACUUGUACAUCCCCGUCGUGUAAUAUGAACAUGCAGGUAACAGCUCCUCACCACAAGAGGUUUGUGCUAGAAGAAUAUGCAGGCCAAUAUAAUUAUACCGUGUAAUGACACAGUAAGUGGAAUGUUAUUAUAAAUCAAAAUAAGAAAUUCCAAUUUGGUUCCAAACUUGAGUAUUCUCGUGUUCUUUUUUUUUUUAAGGAACUGACACACAAAAAAAAUCGACUGAUAAUAUUAUUUCCUGUUGAAAAUACAGUAUAAUGCAUGAAAAAAAUGCUACACAGCUCACGGAUAAUCUUGUGUACACUAUCAAAACCUGGUCUGAUAAUUUGUUAUGCGGUCCUCAGCUGAAUCCCUGAAUAUGAAUUCUGUUUUCAUUGUCAGAGUGUUAUAGUAGUAUUAUAUAGAACUUCAAUGUCUUUGUGGACAUUGUUGUGAAAUUGGUGACUUAAUGUCUAGCUAUCAUAUGUCUUUUUGUAAGACAGUUAGGAACAGUAUGUACAGUAUAUAAUUGCUAAAUGAUUUAAGUAUGACACUUGCAUUUGCUGAUGCUUAAUGAGACCCUAUUAUCUGCUCUUUGCUCCUAUUACUUUAUAGCCUUUUUAAUCUACCAAGUGUGACAGCAGUACAGUGUUCUAUUUUUACAUCAAAAUACAUUGGAUUGAUUUUAGGGCAUGAAAGACACGCAUUGCAAUGCGGUUUGGAAUUUGUACAGUCACUGAAGGAAAAACUUUAAAAUGAGAGAAAAUAUUCCAGAAAACACAGGGCAAAAUACGUUCAGUGCCUUUUUACAAUAUGCAUUCCAUAAUGCACUCUGCUACUAAAUCAGUUGGUGCAGUAAACUGUGAUUAGUGGACUACGAUCAUUGCCAAAUACAGUAACAAUGUAAAAGAAAAGUGUUAUGGAACUGUUGUGCUAAAAAAAAGAAUGUUUUCAAUGUGUUGUUACACAAAAAAGAUGUUAUUUUAGCCUUGAAAAUAAAAUACUGACUUUAUAGACAGAGCACAACAAGUUUUCAUGGCCUUAGAAGAUUUGUUUAAAAAAAAAAAGUCAAAAUUAAAUUAUUUACUAACACAACAAAAUUAUAAGCUCUUGCAAAAUAAAAUGUUAAAAAAAUCCUAUACCAGCAAGACGAUAGCAGCAAGAGUGCAUUUCCCUCUGUAUCCUGGCCAGAUGAACGUGGCAGCUUUGGAAUUACCCACCCCCAGCAGCAGUGUGAGCAUUACCACUGGGAACCUCAGAAUUCAAGGAAUCUGACAAGUGCUAACAUGGUUUAGUGGCAAGAGAUUCCCGGUAUCAGUUAUGAAAUUUAUUUUCUCACUUAUUAUAUCAAUCAAAUGUUUACCUCCAAAUAUAAAUUUUUUAUAACAACCUAUGGUUGAAGGAAUGCUCAGUUUCAUUUGCCAAUAAAUUGGUUUUUCAUAACUUGCAUCAAGUUUAAUUUUAAGUAAGCUUUUUAUAUGUAGAUAUUUUGUUGAAUUUGUAAAUACACUGAAAGUGUAGAUGCUCUAUGCUUCUAGAUGUUACAAACAAAACAAGAAAGCUUAUGUUGUACUGUGUAAGAAGUACUAUAGCCAGUGGUGUGCAUGGUAUUUUAAAGCAUCUACUUAAAUAUAUAUAUAUAAUUUUUUUCUUUUUGCUGUGAAAACAAAAUAGUCGAACUGUUCUACCUACUUACCGCGGAUUCCUAAUAAAAUCAUUCAGAGCUUUUACCAAUGCAUUACAUUAGACUGUAGUACAUCUUGCAGCUUUCAUGUAUAUACUGUAGGUAAAGCACAACUGAAGUUAUUACACAUCUAAGUUAACUGUAAGAAGGGUUUUUUUUUGCACCUCUGAGCCUUCCAUUGAUGAGUUUUCUUAAUGGGAGCCAAAAUAAGAAAAGGGUAAUGCAAACACUGAUUACAAAGCACAAAGCAAAUAUUUCUUAAUGAGAUUUGCCAAUGGUUUUGGUAAAAGAAGUAUAAUUUUACUCUUAUUUAAUUGUAGAUGCUGAAUUAUCUGUGCAUGUGGGGGUAAACAUACAGGCUCACUUCUGUAAUAGUGCAACAGAUUUUGUAUUAAAAAUAAAUGUGGUUUUAAAAUUUCACUGCUUGUUCUGUUUACAGUACAAAUCACAUCUGAUUCACCAGAUAAUUAAGAAUUACAAGUGGAAAAGAGACAUGAAACAACUCUUGUCAGAAGUCGUUCCCAUGAUAUUGCAGGAGUUCAUGUAUUGUAACUAAGUUAUUUGCAGAAUGUUGCAUCUUCACUUACUGCCGUUUGAGAAAUGUGAAUGUCUCUGACCAUUUCCCAUUGAAAUUAGGUGCUGUCUGCAUUUUCUUCCAUGAAUGUUAUAGUCAAAAUAGCAAAGGAGGGAGCAAGGAGAGGACGAGGGAGGACAUGUUCCAUACCUGCAAGAGGGAGUAAGUGCAAGUAUGAGUAUAUUUUCUAAAACAGGAUCCCUCAGGUAGGAUCCCGAAUCAGGAAAUUGCCUGACAUACAAAACUCAGAACAUUCGUUUUAGAAUAUCCACAUUUAUCAGUGGAUAAAGUGGGGGAACAUCUUUCACAGCACAGAAAAUCCAGAAAAUCCCUUUUCAUAUGUUGUCCAUUCUGUGUCUGAGAGGAAACAGCUGGAGCAAGAGGGCAGUUACUCAGAAGACUGA